This is a messenger RNA of Nematolebias whitei (Rio pearlfish), 1038 nucleotides long. RefSeq names its product synaptophysin-like protein 2. Bases 1 to 528 code for a protein of 175 amino acids. NCBI's taxonomy places the organism in Eukaryota, Metazoa, Chordata, Actinopteri, Cyprinodontiformes, Rivulidae. The transcript has 4 exons. Gene Ontology annotation, cellular component: synaptic vesicle; synaptic vesicle membrane. The record is from RefSeq and is a predicted model, not a curated record.
AUGAGUUUCUUUUCUCAUUUGUUCAUCGUCAGGUUGUCAGCACAUCCAUAUCGCCUCCCCAUUUGUAACAGCAGUGAAAGCAACACCACCCACCUGCAGGGGGACUUCUCCUCCUCAGCUGAGUUCUUUGUCUGUGUCGGUGUAUUUGGGUUUCUUUAUUGCACCACCACCCUGAUUCUCUACUUGGGGUUCCAGACUGUCUACCGUCAGACCAGCCGCGGACCCAUCACAGACCUGGUGGUGACUGCUGCCUUCGCUUUCCUGUGGCUUGUAUCCUCCUCAGCCUGGGGCAAAGGUCUGACCGAUGUAAAAUGGGCCACUAACCCCAAACAUUUAGUGGAGUCGUGCCAGUACUGUAAACCAGGAGAGUUUCCUCCUAUGGGACGCCUAAAUGCCUCUGUGAUUUUUGGUUUCUUGAACUUGAUCCUGUGGGCAGGGAACUGUUGGUUCAUCUACAAGGAGACACCGUUCCACAAAGAGCCCAUCCAAGCAGCCACCUCACAGGAAGGAGGAGCUCCUGGGCCUUAACCAGAUUAUGGCUUUAGGGCCUUAGAAGUUUCCGUUUUUCCCAUACAGAAACACGUUCUGUACAAUCGUCCUCAUGUUAACCUGGUAAAGUGGAAACAAAAAGAAUAAGUUUGUCAUUAAUACCCCCGUUUGCUCUGAACCCAUAGCUUAAAAUAAUCCCUAAUAUUUAGGCAGCAUAUGCUGCCUAAAACAAUAAGUGCAAAUAUAAACUUAAAUGCUUUCACACUUUAUAUAACUUGAACUUUGGAUCUUUAUUGCUGUGAUGUAAAGAUUCAUUUAUGUUUUUCAGUAGACCUUUUUAAUGACGACCCUUUAAGGCACCUGGUGAUCAAAUAACAAACCGGCAGCAAAACUUCACAUUACCAAGUCUUUUUCUGUUUAAUGAAAACGUUGCGCUUGGAUGCCUCAGUAAACACUAAGACUUGUAUUUUUGCGUGAACCAUCUUUUGCUUAAUGCAGAGACAUUAUUUAUACCCAGUUCUUUUGUAUUUUUAUUAACAUUAAUCGGUC